AUGAUUCUAAUCUUACAUCACGAGCAAAAAUUAUUAGAUAGCAUUAAUAAUGAGUUGGAAAGCAAUGAAUUAGAUAAUGGAAGGGAGAAUGAAAUGGUGGAUGAAAUAGUAGAUGAGAUAGUUGAUGAAAUGGUGAAUGAAAUGACGGAUGAAAGAGUAUAUGAAAUGGUGGAUGAAAGCAUGGAUAUUUACGAAAGUGCAAAUGAAAGUGUAAACGAAAGGGUAAAUGAAA
This is a messenger RNA of Racocetra fulgida, 232 nucleotides long. NCBI's taxonomy places the organism in Eukaryota, Fungi, Glomeromycota, Glomeromycetes, Diversisporales, Gigasporaceae. The record is from the annotation of a GenBank genome assembly.